Cladophialophora yegresii CBS 114405 is the source of this 1059-nucleotide messenger RNA. RefSeq lists its product as uncharacterized. NCBI's taxonomy places the organism in Eukaryota, Fungi, Ascomycota, Eurotiomycetes, Chaetothyriales, Herpotrichiellaceae. Gene Ontology annotation, molecular function: DNA-binding transcription activator activity, RNA polymerase II-specific. The transcript has a single exon. The record is from RefSeq and is a predicted model, not a curated record. The coding region runs from base 1 to 1059 and encodes 352 amino acids. Gene Ontology annotation, biological process: regulation of transcription by RNA polymerase II.
AUGAAGCGCAGUCCCAAUAGUUCACCGUCCUUUCCAGCUGCGAGCUUCUCGAUCCUGGACAUGAGAUUCUUCCACCACUUCCUCACGAUCGCGUACCCACAUUUGCCAGUAGACAACGACCAUGUUUGGGUCCACGACAUUCCCCAGUUCGCCGAGCAGCACGAAUAUCUCAUGCACGCCUUGCUCUCGCUGGGAGCAUCGCACCUCAGCCGCCUCACGGGUGUGGACUAUCGACGAGAGUCUCUGGUACACCGCGGCCAUGCCAUCGCAGGACUCAACCAAGCACUUAGCCAGACCGCACGCACGUUUGGUGAAUCGGAUGCCAUGCUCGCUUCUUGUUAUGCGCUUACCUUUCAAGCGUCAUACAUGGGCGAUGGUCUCGCCGACUUCAUCACAAUGGUACGAGGCUGCGCCUUGACUACCGAAAAGAUCAAACAAGAACAGGCCCCGACAGCGUUCAACCUGCAACCAGGUUGGCACUUCAAGUAUAUGGCGCCACGAUUGCAGAACUUGCCGCGGGUCGAUCCUCGUCUCCUUGAGGAUGCGUAUGAUGGUCUGGAGAAUAUUCGACCCUUCCUGAGUGGCACUACGGAGAUUGAUUUCCAUGCCGCGCUGGUCGACGUGAUUAUCUCCCUCCAGGCGUCGCCAGCCUCGGGCUACCUCCAAUUUACCGGUGUGUAUGAUGUUUGGUACGAACUGUGCCACGAUGCGUUCAAGACUUUCCUUGACCCGAACAACCUCGUCGCGCAACUCCUCCUUGCAUACUUCGUGGGCCUUCAGUUACUCAUGGUCCCACUGGCGGCUCUUGAAUGGCCUCACCGCGCGGACGUAAGUCGAGUUCGUGUCUUGCAAGGUUCAGUCGAGUGGGCACAAGGGAUCUUUGAAAGGCUCGGGGAUUCGGAAUGGUCAAACCAUCUUGAGUGGCCUAGAACUGUUAUCGCCACAGUCAUUGCCGAGAUCAAUGGCGAAGUACUUCAUCUGCCACCAGUGCUACAGCUUCACUUGGCAGCACAGGACAUCACUCCUGAGACGACUAUGCUAGAGUUAGAGCCUAUAUGA